Beta vulgaris subsp. vulgaris (sugar beet) is the source of this 2189-nucleotide messenger RNA. Its product is annotated as dnaJ protein P58IPK homolog. The coding region runs from base 242 to 1729 and encodes 495 amino acids. Gene Ontology annotation, molecular function: protein binding. NCBI's taxonomy places the organism in Eukaryota, Viridiplantae, Streptophyta, Magnoliopsida, Caryophyllales, Amaranthaceae. The record is from RefSeq and is a predicted model, not a curated record. The transcript is spliced from 9 exons. Gene Ontology annotation, cellular component: endoplasmic reticulum lumen.
ACUAACUCUGAUUCUACCUCCCCUGCCUUUCUUCCCCCAGAAAACCCAACCAAUUUUCCCAGCUCUCCACUAAUUUUUUCCAGGAAAUCUCAAUUCUAACCAACGCUUCAUGAAACAUCGUCGUAAAAAUCUUCAAACUUCACAUUAACAAACACAUCAGUCUCUCUCUUCACUUCCUCAAACACUGAUUGAUUUCUGCGCCCUAAAUCUGAAAAUUUGUUGAUAAAAUAGAUUUUCUGGAAUGAUCAAAUUACACCAUUUUUAUCCUCUUUCAAUUGAUAUGGUCGCUUGGAGGGGAUUCGUUUUCACCAUUUUUAUCCUCAACUUUGUUCUCACUUGCCAUCUCUUACUUCUUCAGCCUCUCGUUUCUGCCUCAGAAGAAAAUCCUGUAAGAGCAGAUGAUCUAUUGGAAAAGGCUUCUCAAAGUAUAAAAGUGAAACACUAUAGUGAGGCACUUGAAGAUCUUAAUGCUGCUAUUGAAGCAGAUGCAACACUGUCGGAGGCUUAUUCACGUCGGGCAAAUGUUCUUCGUCAGUUGUGCAGGUAUGAAGAAUCAGAGAUCAAUUAUAAUAAGUAUCUGGAACUGAAGCCUGGUAAUGCUGCUGUUGAAAAGGAGCUUUCUCAGCUGCAUCAGGCUCGAAGUGCUCUGGAAACAGCAUCAAGUUUCUUUAGCUCAGGAGAUUUUGACAGAGCGUUGGAGUAUGUUGACAAACUUGUGCUUGUUUUCUCUCCUGCAUGCUCAAAGGCGAAGAUUCUGAAGGUAAAAUUGUUGUUGGCAUUAAAAGAUUAUUCAGGUGUCAUUGCUGAGGCUGGUUAUAUUCUCAAAGAAGAUGAGAACAACCUUGGUGCAUUGCUGGUUAGAGGCCGUGCUUAUUACUAUUUGGGAGAUCAUGAUGUGGCCAUGAGACAUUACCAAAAAGGACUUCGCCUAGAUCCAGAGCAUAGUGAACUCAAGAAAGCAUAUUUUGGAUUAAAAAAUUUGCUGAAGAAGUCAAAAAGUGCAGAAGAAAAUGUAGAGAAAGGUAAAUUGCGUCUUGCAGUUGAGGACUAUAAAGCAGCUCUUGCUCUAGACCCUGCUCAUGUUGCACAUAAUGUGCAUCUUCAUCUUGGUUUGUGCAAGGUGUUGGUACAACUGGGUAGAGGGAAAGAUGCUUUGAGUAGUUGCACGGAUGUCUUAAACAUUGAUGAAGAGUUUACAGAGGCUUUAGUACAGCGGGGUGAAGCAAAACUUUUGACAGAAGAUUGGGAGGGAGCAGUCGAAGAUCUGAAAGCUGCAGCUCAAAAGUCACCCGAGAACAGAAGCAUAAGAGAAGCACUAUUGAGAGCUGAGAAAGCAUUAAAGUUGAGCAAACGCAAAGACUGGUACAAAAUUCUUGGUGUCUCUAAAACUUCAUCCAUAGCGGAGAUAAAACGUGCCUAUAAGAAGCUUGCAUUGAAAUGGCAUCCGGAUAAGAAUACCGAUAAUAGAGAAGAAGCUGAGAACAAAUUCCGUGAAAUAGCAGCUGCAUACGAGGUUCUAGGGGACGACGAAAAACGUGCAAGAUAUGACAGAGGAGAGGAUGAAGAUGGCAUGGGGAUGGGCGGUGGAGGUGGAGGCGGUUUUCACGGUGGUGGUUAUGGAUUUGGUGGAUUUGAUCCUUUUGGUGGUGGUGGUGGUGGACAGCAGUAUACAUUUCAUUUUGAAGGAGGCUUCCCUGGUGGUGGCGAUUUUGGUGGAUUUCAUUUUUAAUGGUCCUUUCCUGCGGGUCUAUUCUGCAAUCUUGAACUCAGAAGUUAGUUCGACUGUGCAACCUGAUUAUUAUUUUUUCACUAACAUCUGAUUUGGUAUCUAUCAAAUCCUCAGCCUUCUUUAAAGCCUGCUAAAUCGAUGGUCGAGAAAAUGCUUCAUCAAAAACUUGAUCCGUGCAGUUUUCACAAGAUAAUAGGAUCCCUUGUUGCCUGUCGCAAUGUUAUGUACUGUCAUUGUAAUCUAUCUUCUUUGGGUCAGCAUCUUAUUAUAGUUAGUGAUGAAGAAAAUAAACCGGGGAGAAGCAGGCGCCUUUAGUCUUUAGAGAGGAGGUUUGAGGUUUACCAAUGUGUUUGCCAUAGAUUUUCUUCCCUUUUGGUGACAUGAAAUUGGUCACCGGCUCUAUACUUGUAUUGUUAGGUGAGAUAUGAAAUGAAAUCCAAAUUUUUGUGCUGAGGCCUUC